UCUCGCGCCUACAGUGGAGGAAUCGAACGUCCCCGAGCGCACACGGCGAAGAGGAGCGUACCGCGGCGCACGAGUGUCUGGAAGGGAGAUAACGGUCCGUGCUCAAACAACAAGAAUAAACCAAACCUGAGUUUUUAGGGGGGUUGACAGAGUCUGGUGCUCACCAGGAGGAGGGAAGCGACGGGUUGGAGCCGCAGGUUUUUUUUUUUCUUUUUUCAAUUUUGUCUUUUUUCUUUUUCUUCUCUCGUUUUUCUCCCCCCCCCCCCCCCCCCAAAAAAAAGAGAGGAUUCUGUUUUUUCCGCGGUGGUUUGUUUCUUCACUCUCGCCGCAAAGAUGAUGGUCGGAGAGGUCGAAGUGAAGGAGCGACCGAGGCCGAGUCCCGACUAUUUGAUGCAGUUGUUGAACGAGAAGAAGCUCAUGACGAGUUUGCCGAAUCUCUGCGGCAUCUUCACGCACCUGGAGCGGCUGCUCGACGAAGAGAUCAACAGAGUGCGUAAAGACAUGUACAGCGACACAGUGAAUGGCCUUGUGGAAAGACACCCGUUGGAGCUGCCUGAACCUCUCGGACCCAUCGUCCACCUGCAGGAAAAACUGUUUGUGCCUGUCAAAGAGUACCCCGAUUAUAAUUUUGUGGGGAGAAUCCUUGGCCCUCGGGGUCUCACAGCCAAACAGUUGGAAGCAGAGACGGGAUGCAAAAUCAUGGUGCGAGGAAAGAGUUCCAUGAGGGACAAGAAAAAGGAGGAGCAGAACAGAGGGAAGCCAAACUGGGAACACCUAAAUGAAGACCUUCACGUCCUGAUCACGGUGGAGGACACACAGGGCAGAGCUGAGAUCAAGAUGAGGAGAGCGGUGGAGGAGGUCAAGAAGCUCCUCGUACCUGCUGCGGAGGGAGAGGACAAUCUGAAGAAGAUGCAGCUGAUGGAGCUGGCGAUCCUCAAUGGGACGUACAGAGACAACAACAUCAAAACACCCACCUUUGCGUUCUCUCUUGCAGCGGCGGCUGCGGCCGCUCAGGGCCACCGUCUCAUAGCGGCCCCCACGGGUCAGGUGUUGCCUCCCCAGGCACUCCGGCCCCAGACACCAGCCGGGGCCCCCAUCAUGAACCUCAUCCGGCCCUCUCAAAUGGCUGCCAUGCUGCCCAAUGGCACGCCCACCCUGGUGCCUCCCUCACCUGAUGGCGGGCUAAUCUACACCUCCCCUUACGAGUACCCUUACGCCCUGGCACCCACCUCCCUGCUGGAGUACCCCAUCGAGCACAGUGGGGUUCUAGGUAAGAGAGCCUGGGGAAGCAUGGGUGCAGCAGGUACAACGCUCAACUUUAGCCAGCCUGGACAGGAGUUGUUUUACCCCGGAGGGGUGCUGGACGCGGCUUCCAUGAGCCACAGUCAGGACUUUUUGAAAGUGAGUGGUUUCUGUUGCGAUCUAGGUGCAAUGGCUACUAAAGUGAGACGGCAUGACACGCGGGUCCAUCCUUACCAAAGGAUUGUGACCGCUGACAGAGCCGCCACCGGCAACUAACACAUGACCUUCUGACCUCUGAACUCUUCACCCAAUGACGAGCCGCCCCAAGCCUGCCUGCUGAUCAGUUAACUGGUAAUUGCCUUUUGCUAGCCUCUCGGACGCAAGUGACACACACAGAGAGAGAGAGAGAGAGAGAGAGGCGCCUGCCCGUACAGUUACCCUAACACGUUCUGACAAAAAAUAUAUAUAUGUAGACACCGACGCAGAGUCUUCACAGAAACACAACCAAACCCAACAAAGUUGUGUAAUAUUCAUUUUUUUCUUCUGUUCAUUGAGUUCAAUUCCCAUUCUUUCUCUUUCUUUUUCAUCAUGAAUCAUAUACUGGGUGGAUGUGUCCGUGGUAUUACUCAUGAAUCUGCACUGAAUUAUAAAGCAAUAAAGACCCCACCCCACCCUGCCCACCCACUCCCCUUUAAUUUGGUGACCUCACUUGUUUGAAUCAAACUUCAACAUCUAUUUGACGCGAACCAUUUGCUCUCAAAGUAAUGACAUAAUCCCUCUCAAAUGUCUAUCCACCCUUCCCAAAAAAACCAGACAAAAUUCUGAAGAGGCCCCUACCUGCUCCCUCCCACCCUGUUCCACCGCCCAUCUGUUGGGAAAGAAAAAGAAAUAGAAGGAAAGAGAACCCACACUCACAUUAACUUGUUUAAUUUCUGUCAUUAUUUACAUGUACUGCAGUUGUUGAGCUCUGAGAUGUAACGAUGAGCUGACACAUUCUGGGUGUGCCCCUCAAAACAGCUUUUUUUGUCUGUUUUUUAAAAAAAAACGCAUGGCUGAAAUGAUUGCAAAAGGAGCUUUUUAUGAUUUGUGUUUUUUCUUCUGUCUAUUUUUUUAUUUCUAUUAUUUUGCUUUACUUUUGAGUCAUUUUCUCCACUUGAUUUUGGUUUUCUCUGUUGUUCACAUUUGACAAUUUAGUUUUGCUUGAAUCAACCAGCCACUAUAAGGCAGGUGGUUAAUCUCUGGAAGUUUAGAUGCAAUCUGAUGUUUGAAGCAGGCUGCAAAAACUGAGAAAUGAUGAAGGGCAAGAUGGGAAGGUCAAAAUUGGGCUGAUGGGUGUGUGUGUGUGUGUGUGUGUGCGUGUGUGCGUGUGUGUGAUUUUGUUUUUGUUUGUUUUUUAAUUAAAACUACAAUGAAAGUAGGGUGUGCUGAGGCUCCGGGGACAUUGGCGCAGUGUUGCUUCGCCCCCAACCACACUACAUUCAUUUUACAGUGCCUGAUGUAUUUAGAAGAAUAUCUCAAUGAUUUAGCUGAGCUGUGAUCAAAAAGACAAAAAAAAAAAAGUAUUAAGUGUGCAUAUUUAGCCAAAGGGUUUUCCAAUGAAUUAUAUAUCUGCAAUUAUGCAUCUGUCCGACAGGGCUCUUUUUUUUUUUUUUGUGAUUCUAGGGUGUGGAUUUGUGGUGCCUGCCUUCAGCUGGAACAGACGGAUGGUCAGUUAGAGGGUUUUUGACCCAUUAAUGUUCCAUUUUUUCUGAGUAGGUUGAACGCAAUAUCGUCAAGUAACACUAAAGCAACAUGCUACUCCAUUACAGUACAUUGCUAGGGGGAAGGGCACAUACAGUUAAGUACAUGGAAGCUUUUGUCAGGACACUCAGAUUCUAUAUUGAGUUGGUUCAUCAGCCACGCUGCCAAAUUGGUGUUUUGGCCAAUUUUUUGUCAAGUGAUUUAUUUUUUUUAUCAUUAUUUUUUGGUUCUCAGUCUAACAUUCAACCAGUUUGGACAUUAGGUGGGUAUAAUCUGAGCCUUCGCGCAAUUUCAAAUUCUAUUUUGAGUUUGAAUUAUUUUAGUGAUGGAGCAUUCUUCUUUUUUUUUCAACACAUGCCAAACCAUCCAAAAGUGCAUCCACAAUGUGUCACACCUCCCUGAGAUCGUAGUCUAGAUCCUGAGCCCCACAAAUUUUUUCUUUUUGUUAUUGUUUAACUCUCUCAAGAAAAAAUAGGAUGUGAAAGCCAUGCCUGCCUGUUCAAAUUGCUUUAUACAUACGUCUUAUAUAUAUAUAUAAAUAUAUAUAUAUAAAUAUAUAAAAAUGUAGAUAUCUGUCAUUGCAUAUACAAAUACAGAAGAGAACAAAAAAUAGAUCAUUUUACAGGGUGCUGGAGACGAGAAAAAAAUUGAAAAAUCUAUUUUUGCCAAUUUUAGCUUUUGAUACUUUACUUGCAUUUACAAAAUCUGAAAAAAUUGAAUAAAAAAAAAGAGAAAGGUUUAAAACAGUAUAUAGGGAAAACAGAAAUACCGAGUGGGUGUGUGGGAAAGGAGCUGUUACCGUGGAUAUGAUUGGAAACGAAGACGAAGACCCAAACAGUCAGAACCUUCGCAGAGUUAGCUGAUCAGAGAGCGAGAGACGAAACGUCCAGAGAGUUUAAAACAAGGAUCAAAUCAAAGUGCCUUAUCAACAGUGGUUUCUGUUUUCUGAGUGUUCCAGUUGUGUUCAAUAAUAUCCAGCUCCCACCGAGUGGCGCAGAGAGGAAUGGCUCGUGUUCCACGCUCUGAACCCUCGAGCAGGGUAGCUCCCACCGCGUCGUGGUGUUACCCAAGUUACUCUAUGCAAAAAGAAUAGCAGUCAUUUUGACCAGCUAAAAUAUGUGCCAUGGUUUUGUCUUCCUGAAAUUACUUUAUUUUCUUUUUUCCUUUACUCGACGGCCCUUUACUCUGCUGUUUGAGCAGCUUUUCUUCGCUUUGAUUUUAAUGAUUUAGAAGUACUUUGUUAAAAUCUUUUCUUUUUGAUUUUUGGUGACUGUGACUACCUUCCUAGAACAAAUCUAACUGCCAAUAAGCGAUGCGGUAGUCUGCCAGAACAUGUUUUGACCGUGAGCUGACAAAAAAACACAUUCAAGACAAGGGAUAUGAAAGUUGGGGGGGGGGGGUCGUUUGUUUCAACAGCUUCAAACUGAACAAAUCCAGUCCGUGUCAAUGUUUUGAUGUCAAUAUAACAACAUUAAAAAAUCUAUCAGUACAAUCAUAAGAUUUAUAAUGGACAAAUAAAAAGCUGGUUAGUGAAAACAGUUUCCAGUUAUUGAAGCAACCGACAGGUUAUCACCGGAAGGUCAAAUGAACUCAUAUUAAAAUGAGAGAAUUGAUAGAUCCCAACAUUAUCCGUGGCAGUUUUUUUGUUUUUUCUACUCAUAGCUCUUUCAUCAUGCUGUUACACCGGAAAGGUCAAUGAAAAUUCUCUUUUCUUUUUUCAGUGUUAUUAUUAUUUUAAAUUGAAAUGCAAUAUUAAAAAAAAAAAAAGCGGAGCAAGAGAUGGCUAUUCAGCAUUUGACAGUAUUAAGAAUUUUCCCUCUGCAAUGUUACAACAUGCUGUGUCAUUGUGAAAGGCUGGACAAGUCCAUCAGGUGAAAGGUGAACUCUAUACCGACCGUAUUCUCUCUGGCCUGCCUACUACAUGUAUGAUAAUGUAAUUAACAGCCAUUGUUACAGGUUUAUAAUGUAUUUUUCUAAUCUCAUUUUAUAUGUAUAUUAAUCAUGUUUUCUGAGUGCUUCUUUUUUUUUAUGAAACCCACUGCUACCCCCCCUCCUCUUCCUCCCCCCUUUUCUCUUUUACAUCUUGGAAACUGUCUCUCGUGGGGCGUGUUGCCUUUUUUUCCUUGUUAUAUUUUGUUUUUUUUGUUUUCUUGCCGAUUCCCAGCUUGUUUAACUCAUUAGCUACUUUAUUAGUUUCCUUGUCAUAAGUAUUUUUACAUGCUUGCAUUUAGUUUUCAUGGUGUAUGCUGUUAUUUUUUUCUUAUUAACCUCUUGGCAUUUAUUUUAAUAAAACAUUCUUAGUAAGAAUUUUACUAACUUGCUGAUAUUUUGUCUUGUGUUUUUAACCAGUUUCAUGAAUGUAUUACCUUGGUCUGGUUCACGGACUAACACAAUUAAAACUGGUGUCUGGCCACCACUCACACUGACUGACGACACGCACACCACAUGGACACACGCACACACACACACACACACACACACACACACACACACACACACACACACACACACACACACACAACACAACACAACCUAACUGGAAACUGCACGAGUUGAUAAGCGCCCCUCACUCCCGCUCACGCACUCUCACCUCUGCGCUGGAGAAACCUGCUGACACCCUUCAUACUUGCCCUCCCCGCUCCGUUUCAACACCGCUGCUGUGUCUCGUCGUCUCUGUCGGAGACAACUCUCCUGUUGGUUGUCCUGUCCCUCUGUGUCACUGACCUCGCCCGGCGGCAGGAAGACGCGUGGCAGUGUCGGGGCGAAUGGGGGCGGGAGGGGAGGGUAGGGGGUCGCUGGUUAACUUCUGGGGCCUCGGCUCUGCCCCCUCUUGAACAGAGCCAUUUAAAAAGUGGAUGAUCUGUCUGUUCACACGAGUCAAAACAAAACCCUGUAAUCCCCCCCGAAGAUAAAACUCCCUGACGUUCACACAGACAUCCUCUUUUUUUGUUGUUGUUGUUGCAGCGCAUCAGUCAGUGCAGGGGGCUAGUUAGAAUCUGUGCACAAAAAGAAAGGAAAGAAAAAAUGACUGCAUGUGAAUCAUCUCAAAAGGAUUAAUUUUUACUGUGAAUAUGCAGAGCAGAACAUCUCAUCAGCGCCCAUUAUGGACGGCGUGAGUUAUUUACGACGGUUCUAGACGGCAGUAAGUGUGUAUCAUCUGACGCCGUCCCCUGCUGGUUUGUUAGUGUUUUUGUGCGCCUCCGUGGCUUGUGGUGCUGGAUAGCAGCAUUACAGUUAUCACCAGCUGUGGCCUGUUUGGUGAACACGCGGCUUAUUGAUGCUGCAGCUAAUACGGGGCCGUCCGGGAGCCUCCGUAAUGCUUCGACACACACCAGGAGCACCGGCGUGCCAAUAUGAAGUACUUUGGGAUCAAAACAGCCUUACUAUUCUUUCCUGUGCAAAACGCUGAUAUGGCUCUCAGCUAGCUAGUAUUUAUUGUCUAGUUUGUUUUCAGUCUGAAACACUGGCAGUGCACUCGUUCGUCCCUGGGUUCAUUCAGCUCUUCUCUCUGUUCGGCUUUCUCCCUCCUCCUCUUCCUCCUCCUCCUCCUCCUCCUCACUAAUUCAAGGUAUUGACACUGACACACGCAGAAGAUUAACUUCAUUAAUCCUGAUUAUUACUUUAACCCACUGAGUGAUGCCUUCCGGAUUUUUUUUAUUUUUAUUCCUUCAUCCUCCCUUUUUAAAUCUGCACAACGACAACAACAAAACAAAAAAACAACCAACGUGGCCUUAAGUGUGGCGACUGUCUUCGCGUCUCAGCGAGCAAAAAAAGGGUCUAACGUCAGAGUUAACGUUUGUCUGAGAUUAACAGUUUGUGUCUUCGAUCUGAAGACGGGUGUUUUUCACCUGUGACACCUGCUCGUUGCACCAGCACGUAGAGACAGAGAUUACUGGAUCACUGGCAGCCAGCCCCCUCCUCUCUUUACAUUUGGCCUCGUCAGUUGCUGUUUCAAUGUGUUUACUGACGUCAGUUUGGCCCUUAAUGUUUUUGAUUGACUCCUCUGUGCCUUUAAUGAGCAAACCUGAGCUAAGAUCCGUCCAUCAGCAGGCGUUAGAUUUCUUCCGUCACCAGCCUUUGCCUUUUAUAUGUCCCGGACGUUUUCAUUGGCUCGCCCUUGAAAAACAAGCUGAUAAAAAAAGGAAAUGAUGGGCAAGGGUAUUUUCCUCCCAGAGCACAAGGUGUUGAAAACACUGCCUAAAUAUUGCAUCUGUGAGGUAAAAGAAGAAAAAAAAUAAGUGCCUUUUUUCCUGAGAUUGGAAGAUAAUAUAUUUUUGUACCUUAUCAUUCAGUGCCAAUGUUCUGUCGUCGUCGUCCCCCCCCCCCCCCCCCCCCCCCCCCCCCCCCCCCCGUUGAGCACAAACAAGAAAACUAAAUGCCCACGGCUUCUUUCCCCCCAAAGCACAAUGUACAGAAACUUCAUAACAUAAAUAGGGAAAGGAUGACCAAAGUGAGGAAUGUGGUCAUCAGCGUUUCCCUCCAUUAAAACUUUGGCUUAAUGGCUCCUGUUUUUUUUUUGUUUUUUUGGAUUUGAUCACCCGAGAACUUUUUGUUCUUGUUCUUCUGAUCGGACCACAGAACGCAGGAAAGGGCUGCGGCGUCUCAGUGCAUCGCCGACUCUGUCGCAGGGCAUUCAGUGUACUUAUCUACUAACUUCCCUCGCCACCUUGUCAAUCUUUUAUUUUCCUUCUGUUCUGUUUAACAAACAUUCCUCCAAUGAGUUAAACGGCAGGUUGACCGAUCAGUAUUGGUCUCAGCGAUGUAGCACUCAGGUGGUGAAAGGGCAAAUGCUACCAAAUUACAGAAUGAGAAGAAAAUUAGCCCCACUGGAUUUAUUUUUCUCCAUAUAUUUUUGACUGUGAUGAAUAUGCAUUAGAAAAUAUAAGACAUUUUUUUGUUGAUAAAAUUAUACUAGUAUGAUAUAUACUGUAAGUUCCUCAUCUAUAUAGUGGUGCACUAAAAUCUGUGAGAGUUGUAAGUUUUUAUGUGAAGUAGCCUUUAUUUUGUUUUGUGUUUCCUUGUUUUUUUUUAUAGAGGGUUAGACUGAGAGAAGAAAAAAAUGAAUAGGGUGUAAAACAUGUAAUGCCAGUUUUUGUUGCUCACACCAAAAAAAAAAAACAAGAAAAGAAAAAGGAAAACAAAUGUCAUGUGUGCAAUAAAGAACCAUAUUUACAAGCUUC
Molecule: messenger RNA, 8162 nt
Organism: Scophthalmus maximus (turbot)
Lineage: Eukaryota; Metazoa; Chordata; Actinopteri; Pleuronectiformes; Scophthalmidae
Gene: qkia
Product: QKI, KH domain containing, RNA binding a
Exons: 8
Coding region: 334-1518 (394 amino acids)
Biological process (GO): regulation of mRNA splicing, via spliceosome
Cellular component (GO): nucleus
Molecular function (GO): mRNA binding
Source: RefSeq, a predicted model, not a curated record